CACACAAACGUUGCCUGGUGGGAGGUGCGCAGCAAUAACAUGAUGGCUGCUGACUCUGAGACAUGGUAAACAUUCCGAGUUUGCUGCCUUCAGCGCUGGAGGGACGCCGUGAGUGAGUGUAGGCGGACUGGAGGAGGAGUGAGGACGCCCUCACCGUCAAGAUGUCAAGUUCAUUUGUUAAAGACUGUUCAGAUGUUUCGGCUCCGGGAAACUCCAAUUCUGGGAAAACGGUGAUCAUCAUCGUUAACAAUGAAACUGGAAAUGUCUCACUGGAUGGAGAUGAACUACAAAACUUGCUGGCAAGCCAUGGAGCAGAUGGCUCUCAAGUCAGCGUAGUGCGGAUGGGAAGUGGCGGAUUAGAGAAUCUCUGUGAAGCGAGCAUUGCCUCAAUUGCUACUUCUGAUGGUACUCAGCAUGUUAAUUUGACUGUUGAGGGCUACCCAGCAAUUCCAGUCGAAGGACAGAUUGGAGGUGCUGGGAACUAUGCCGAGCUGCCUUUGGAUGCCGAUGCUUUUCGACGGCUUGAGAGUGUCCUUGAGAGUGAGGAAGCCCGGGAGAUACUUGGGGAACCUCUCCUUAAUAUGGUCACCAAUCCAGAGCAGCUGGGCACUCUUGAUGAAUUAAUGGACUCCACCUUAUUUGAAGGAGAGUCUGAAGAUGCACCUAUCUCUGAAGAUGGUGCGUCUUCACCGAGAGGAGGAUCUCCCUUGAGAACUUCUCGUCCUCCCCCAAAGCGCAGGUCACAGAGACAAAUGGAUAAAGCAGAAAGAGAAGAGGUCGAGAAAAUUUUGGCCGAGAACCAGAAGAAAUUGCAAGAGGAGCGACAACAGCUGGACGAAAAUCAAGUAUUAACAAAAUUGAAUACAAUAUCUGUUAGUUCAGUUAAUAAAGUAGAGAGUGAGGAUGAUGAAGACUUGGAAGAAAAUUCUGUUGAAGAUGCACAAGAAAGUUUAAAGACUGAAUGUGAAGAUGAGAAAAAUGAGACUUGUACAACACAGAGCAAAGGAAAAACCGAGAAGCCAGAUGAAGAACGCACUUCAGCCCCGAGAGGAAAAGGCAGAGGACGAAACCGAGUGAGAUGCAGAGGGAAGAUAGAGAGAGAGAAAGAAAGUACACAGGAAGUGAAAGGUAAACAAAAGGGAAAAAAGGAUAUAGAAGAUCCAGAAGUCAUGGCGCCUGAAAAAGACACUACUGGAGGAAGGGGUCGAGGGACACCAAAGGAAGACGUUGCCACUGUGAGAGGAAGGGGAAGAGGAAGAGGAAGAGGUCGAAUAGUCAGUUUUAAGGAGAAUAAUGCAGAAGUGGUAAAGACUGUGGAAUUGGAAAAUGACAAGAAUAAGUCCAUUUAUGAAGCAUCAUCAGGUUUGAAGAUGAAAGAAUUAAAAGUUACUGUUAAGAAGAUGGAUAUAGAGCAGACAGUGGACAGAAAGGGGUCGCCAACUGAUGAAAACGAUUCAAAAUUAACUGAGGAGGAGUGCAUAAAGAUGACCUUGGCGGGUGAAAUCGAGGCUGACGAGUCAGGUGUAACACCAGUGAUUCAGGAGCCUGAAUUGCCAAUAGAUACCUCCAAGAAGAAAAUGAAGAAACCACCAGUAACCCCUAAAGUAAUACCUCAGUUUGAGCCAGCUUUAUUCUCGACGCCAGAUGUUAUGCUUAAAGUAGGCGAUGUCAACUCGCCCCAAGCUAUAGCAGUGAAGGGAAAUGGUAAGCCGGUCAAGGCUCGAAAAAUUCUACUAGUUAAAAAAAUAAAAAAAGAAAUUGGAGAAGAAAGUGCAAUAAAGAAAGAAGAUAGACAGAACAAUGUACUCAGGAAAGAGAAUGGACAGUCUAAUGUUUUAAAGAAAGGAAAUGGACAAACUAGAAUAAAAAAGAAAGAGAAUGGGCAGACUAGUGUAAAAAGAAAAGAAAAAAAUGGGCAGACUAGUUUAAAAAUAAAAAGAAAAGAGAGUGGGCAGACUAGUGUAAAAAGAAAAGAGAGCGGACAAACAGUUGUAAUAAGCACAGACAGUGGACAAAGUGAUGUAAUAAAUAGUGAGAGUGGACAAACUAAAGUAAUAAGUGAAGGGAAUUUACAGACUAGUGUUAUUCAGGGUGGGAAUGAACAGACGAGUGCAAGUACAAAGGAUGAGAAAUCCAAUCCUAUCAUUAAACUUGAUAACAUGGAUAUACCAAAAAGUGAUGUUUCUGACAUGGCUGAAAAUAAUUCUGCCACUUCAGAGGUUAACCGGAAAGAUGAGAAAGAGCAGAGGUCUACUGGGGAGACUUCUAAGAAAUCACUUAAUGAUGUCAAGGUCAACAAAUCUUUGGAAAAGAGAGAUGCUGUUUCUGAACUCAGGUCAAAAGUCAUUCAUGUCAAGAGUCCUAUGGGAGUCCGACAAGUUGUCGUUUUAAACUCGGCUAAAGCUGGAAUGUACAGAGAGACGUUAGUGAAAGUUAUACCACCGAAAGAUCCACCUCGAGAAGAGGAGAAAAUAUCACCUGCAAAACAAAGAAUGUUGGCAAAGAAGGAACUACAUUUGCAGAAGAAAAAAAUUGACCCACAAAAAAGUGAGAUUGCUAGCUUUGGAGUGAUUAAUGAUCAUAAGAUUAAAGAUUCAUUCAAAUCAGAAGUGCACAGACAAGCUCAUAUGCAAAAGAAAGCAGACAGGAUAGAUAGUCAUAAAAGUGGAGAUCCAUUGAAGCCAUCUGAGGAAGCUUUCUUGUCCAAGAAAAAGGAAGAAGCCCUUAGAAGAAAAGAAGAAAUACAACAGAAGAGAGAUGAGAUCUUAAGAAAACGGGAAGCUAUAAAGAAAAGGAAAGAUAUUCAAAGAAAAGAAAAUACUCAGCAAAAGAAUAUUGAAGCAGUUGAUAGGAAAUUGGAUAAUAAUAUUCCCAGGCAAGAAAGAACUCUACCUAAUAAUGAAGCCAUAACAAAGGAUGGAGAAAUUAAAAAACAUAGACCAAUAGCCAACAUUCCUCGUAAAAUCAUACAAGUUGUGCACAAAAUAAACUCUCCAGUGCCCAAGUUGCCCGCAGAGGACUCGCCAGUUAGACGGAGCAACCGAGCUAUAAAGAAAAAAACCUUCGGGGAUGAAAUGUUAACAUUUGACCUGAAGGCCGAUCUUGUUGCUUGUGCAGAAGAGGAACAAGAGCCAGAAGAGGAGUUCGAGAGUGAAGGAGAUGAAGAUGAAGACUCGCUGGAGGAUUAUGGUGAAGACGAUGACCCUGAACGGCUGUGGUGUGUGUGCCAGAAGCCUCACAACAAUCGCUUCAUGAUUUGCUGUGACAAGUGUGAGGAUUGGUUCCAUGGGUCCUGUGUUGGUGUUACCAAGGCAAUAGGUCAGCAGAUGGAAGAAGAUGGACAAGAGUGGGUUUGUCCUAAAUGUAAAAAAGCUGAGCGGGCCAUGAAGGGCUAUGGGCUACCAGGUAAAAAAUCUGCUGAUGGUUCAGAGAACGAGUUACCAGAAAUAUUACGACACUCAAUUACCAAAAAUGGGAGCCAAGCGGGCAAUAGAUCAGUUAUGCUUCAAGAGGGCCAAACAAUACCAAAGAGAAUUGUAGUAGGAGAAAAGAAGGUAGAGAUACAGCAGACAAGGCAGCCGGUGACAAAGAAAGGGUCACGAGAUGGUCACUUCACACCAGUAAAAUUAUAUAAUGACAAGAAGAUGGAUGCUUCUACAAUAAUCCCAGUAUCUCCCCCCAAAAAUUUAAAUGGAGGAAAAGAGUGUGUGGUAGAGUCGUGCAAUAAGGCUCCAAAAGCGGACUCCAUCUACUGUAGCAACGACUGUGUUCUCAAGCAUGCACAAAUGUCCCUUAAAAUGUUGGGCAAAACUGACAAGGUAGAAGAGGUACAGUGUGGGAUAGAUGCAGUGAGUUCUCUUGAGAAGAGCAAGCCUCGAGUGUUGGUGUACCACAAAAGCACUGGAAAGAUCCUCUCAGGUGGGGAAGCCCCAACACUUGUGCAGCUCAAGGAGUGGCUGGAGGAGCAUCCCGACUAUGCCGUACUCCAGCCAGGGAUGAUGGGAUCAUCUGGAACAGUGAUUAGUACAAAUACUCAGCUCUCGCCCUCAAAUUUCUACGGACAGAAAAAGGUUAUUCAGAUUCCACCCAAAUCUGUGGCAGCCCCGAUUUCCCUCACGCCUCGUCACAAAGUGGCAGUUGUGAAACCUGCCGACGUAAGAAUCAUCGUUAAGACAUCGGAGACCUCGGAUAAAGAAGUUGGCAAUAAGGCCGUUGCCAGCAUGUCUAUGUCUACUCCAACCAAGUCGGUUGUAGUUAGCACUACUAAACCGACUGUUUUACCUACAACAGCUGUUAUUAAAGAUGGAGAGGUGAAGAAGGAUGCAGCGGGUGUUAAUAAAAAGGAUGAAACCAAUCCUUCCAAAAACACCCCUGCCAAAGAGAAUAAAAAACUCUCAGACAGUGUCACUGUACUAAUACAGAAUAAACCAGCAUCUGUAGAAAAGAAGAAGCCUGACCCAAAUGAAGUUAGAAACAACAUUAAGAAGACCCUCUCAGAUUGUCUUAUCAAGCGCUUCCACGAUGCUAAAAAUGAGUUUGAUGACCUUAAUGAAGAUGACAUAAAGGUUCUUGCAGAAGAGAUAGAAAGAGAGCUUUAUGUGUUCUUUGGGAAGGAUGUUGGGUUCAAGUACAAGUCUCGCUACAGGAGUAUUCUUUUUAAUACCAAAGAUACAAAGAACAGUGGGUUGUUCCGCAAGAUAUUAAAUGGAACAAUUUCUCCAUCUAACUUGGUUAGAAUGACAUCUGAAGAGCUAGCAUCCAAAGAACUUUGUGAAUGGCGAGAGAGAGAAGAGAAGAAGGAACUUCAAGCUAUUGAAAAAUAUGAACUGGACAUGAUUGCUCUGGGUAACCAGUAUAUAAUGAAGUCACAUAAAGGAGAAAUUGAAAUUGACAAGGAUGAAUUUAUCAAGGAUAAAGAAAAAGCUCCCGAAACUCUCAACUCGCUUCCAGCAGAUCCAGUGGCAGAAGUGCUAGAGGACACAACGUUAAGCCAUGCAAAUCACAUGUAUGAUCUUAAUUGCAAAAUAUGCACAGGAAAACAAGACCAUUCAUUGAUCCGACAAAUUUCGAAAUCUCAAAAUGAUAAAAGUGAAGAGAAGGCUAAAAAAGAUACAAAAGACAGCAAGCAAAAAGAAGCAGAGAAAGUAAAGGAGAGGAAAGAGAGGAAGAGCUCCUCGGACAAGGACCGCAGGGAGAGGAGAGACUCUACGGACAGAGAGCGUCACCGCCAUAAAAGUAAAGAAAGUGACAAGGACAGAAGGUCACGAGAUGAAAAGAACAGAGAUAAAGAGAAAGAAAGAGACAAUAGGGAUAAAGAGAAAGACAAAGACAGCAGGGAUAAAGAGAAAGAUAAAGACACGAGGGAUAAGGAGAAGGACAAAGAUAACAGGGAUAAGGAGAGAGAGAAAGAGAAAUCUAAAUAUAAAGAAAUACAUAAAGAUGAACAUUCUAGUGACAGAGAUAAAGAUAAGAGUCGAGACAAGCACCGAAACAGUAAAGAUGGGGAGAGAUACAAGACUAGCACUGAUAAAGAGAAGAAAGAUAAGGAAAGAAGAGAUUCUAGAGACAAAAAAGAUGAUCGAGAUAAGAAACACAGAGAGAGACAUAAGGACAGGAGGGACUCGAAGGAUGAUAGAGAGCGAAAAAGACGAGAUAGUAGUGAAAAAAGUGAAAGAAAGCGUAAAUACAGCGAAUCUCGAAGUGAAGAUAAGAAGAGAAGAGAAAGUAUAAAAGAGAGUUCAAAGAGAAAAGAGAGUUGUGAAGAUGAGAAACAAAAAGAAGAAGUAGUGAGCACGAGUGAAGAUGUGGUAUUUGAUCCAUAUUCUACAGAGAAGCAUUUGUCUUCACACCUGGACUCGGAUGCCAAAGAUGCUGAACCAACUUCCACGGUAAUUGGGAGCCCAGAGAUCUAUGAGAUAAAGGACUAUUCAUCACCCUGUAGAGAAGUCAGAGCGGAAUCACCGCCACUUUUUCCUGAGAGUCUUGUGAUGCCCCCACUCCCACCUGACUCUCCAGGGUAUGUCCCACCUCCGCCCACUUAUGAUUCCUUGGAGUCUUCACCUCUGCCAGAAGGAUCCAUGACCAAUGCACUGCCAUACGAUGGGUCUACCACCCCUCCGCUUCCUGAUUAUAUUCCCACAACUCCACCUCUUCCUAGUGAGGAUAUUCCAAGUGCUCCUCCUCUGCCUGAAGACGAAAGUCCCUGUACUCCUCCUCCUCUCCCAGAUGAUGAUAUUCCAUGCACCCCUCCACUUCCCGAUGAAGAUUGUCCCGACACGCCGCCGCCACCAAUUGAGGACAUGCCUUUUGCUCUGCCAACGUCAGAAUUGGGAGGUUCGACUACACCACCUUUACCAAAGGAUAGUAUGUCUCUAAUAUCAUCGUAUUCUGGAUCACUGUUGCCACCACAACAACCAUCAUUUUUAUCUGAUUUCAACAGUGACUCAGACAGAUUAACUCCACCUCCUAUAGGUGUCCAAAAACUAGGUGUUGCAUCAGCGACGUUACCUGGUGCCAUUUCUGCCGAGCCUUAUAAUGUAUGGAAAGGAAUCAUACACAUGCCCGACGUGGCCAAGUUUCAGGCAUCAGCUUUUGAGGUAUCUGGUAAGGCCAAGUUUCUCCCAGAUGAUGUGCCAAAUUCAGUGGAAGUUGUUGGCCGCAUUGCACCAGACACCGUUUGGAGCUACAUUGCACAAAUGAAGAAGAGUGGGUCUAAAGAAAUCCUGGUGGUUCGAUUUCAACCAGCAAAUGAAGAAGAAAAGGUUUCAUACAUAGCUUUGUACUCUUACUUGUCCUCAAAAAAAAGGUAUGCUGUUAUUGGGAACUGUGAGAAAUCGGUGAAGGACUUUUAUGUUGUUCCUCUUGCAUCUCAUCAACCCAUUCCACAAGUUCUUCUUCCAUUGGACGGUCCUGGGUUUGAGGAACACCGAGCCCAUAUGCUAAUUGGGGUAAUUGUGCGUGCCAAGAGCAAGCGGGUGUUUGAUCACGUUACUGGUACCUGGAGUGUAGUGGGGACAGGCACAGGUCUGCCAUUUCAACCUAUGCAUAAACCCCAUGAGUUACCAGAGCGGAGCUACACACCACCACUCCCUACUGAUGAAGACAUUCAAGAAAUUGCAUUGGCUGCUAAGGAUUCCGAUGAUGAAAUGGACGUAAAUGAAAGGUCUGUUUCUGUUCCAAAGAAUCUUGAAGAGACAUCAAUGGGUUUUCUUGAGCCAGGAACAUUAAAGAGACCAACAAGAGAUGCAGUUGAAGAUAUACAACCUAAGAAGCGACACAUUGACCUGGUAAAUGAUUCCCCAGCUGCUGUUACUUCCUGUAUAAAUGAAGAGCCAAAUAGCCCUAUUGAAGAAACAUUUGUUGAAGCAUCAUUAGAUCAAGAAUCCAUGUUAGCAGAACUUAAUCGGCAAAUUGAAGAACACAAGAAGGAGUUAAGUGAAAUGCAAAAGACAAUUGGUAAUGAAGAUGAAGAGCCGUAUAGCCCCUCGUGUGCUCAAAACCUCCCUUCUUCUGGGAGUGAACAAUUAAAACUUGAUACAUCUAAAAUCAGUAUUCCAUCCAAUUUACAAGAAAUACUAGAUAACAUUAAACAGAAAGAAGUUGAAAUUAAACAGAAGGAACAAGAAAUUAAAAGGAGAUUAAGCCUGUCAUCAGAUCCCAUUGUGAUGAAUUAUGGCAAGUAUCAGGACUCUGACAAUAAAAAGACUGGUGAUAGUAUAGUCACUGGAGCUAAGGCUGAUGUGGAUUUGAGGCCAUUACUUCAAAGUAAAUCUAGUAAAGAUCACAAAAGUGAUGUAGAUCUACGCAUUUUAAAAAAUACAGACGACAACAAUGAAAACUUUGGAAAUAGAGUAGACUCGGGUUUGAAAGCUGAUGAAGAUACGGAUCUCAGAAUAAGGGAUCCACGGUUAGUUCGUGCUCAAGCUGCUGCUAGUUUGGAGAAAAGCAAAGCAUUGAGUAAAAUGAGUGAUGAAGAGUUGCUUGCUAAAGCCUCAGAGAUGGAAGAAAAUGAAAAUAUUAAUAAACCUCAUUCAGAAAUAGGAGCUGAAUCUCUUUAUCACCCAGUUCAACCCUCUUUCAUGCAGGCUGGUCUAGCAAGUAGUUAUAUGCCCCAAGGAGGCCCUGUUGUGUUGCCAUCUCACCCGCCUAGCAUUUCAGGUCAUUCUGGUUACAUUGGUGCUAUGGGGCCUCCACAACCCAUAGAUCUAUAUGGGUCUCAGCCAGGAAGACUACCAGGCCCAGAAAGACACGUGCCGCCUGCUCCCUUAGAUCACUUGGAUUCCAUAGACCAUUCAGGGGCCCAGUUACCUCCUCCUAGUUACAUAGGUCCCCACAGUUCUUUAGGUCCUCAUGGGCCUUCAAGAUACUCGGGAGCACAUGGCCCUGCGAGACGUUUUCCAGGUAGUGGAUGGGAAGGAGGAAAGAGUUAUAACAACAGAGGGUGGGGCCAUCACUAUAACAAGUCGAGAGAUAGAGAUCGAGAGAGAGAUAGAGACUGGGAAAGAGGUCGAGACUGGGAAAGAGAUCGAGAAUGGGACAGAGAUUGGCGCUCGAGAGCAAGUAGAGAUAAGGGACAUUCAAAGUUUCCUCACACUGGAAAAAAAAGACGUGAAGGAAAAACCGAUAGUCAUGAAAGGAACAGAGAUAACUCGUAUCGUGAGAGGUAUGAGAGAGAGCAUCCUUAUGAAGAGCAAGAGUGUGAUAGAGGUAGUCCUUAUCCAGAAAUUGAUUAUUAGUUGUAAAUUAUAAAAAAAAAAACUUAUGCAACAUGUAUUUUAAAUAAUAGUCUUUUAAAGGCACACUCCUCUAAAAGAUAGUGUUUUUUAUUUUUAGCAGCAAUUAUGAAAGUCGGCUACAAAGUACAGUUUGUAGUGACAUUGUGUGAACUAUUUUAUGUAUUUUGUGCAUACAACUGAAAAUGGCCAGUGUUGUACUUGCUCAUAUUGGGCAAUUCCACACAGAUGUAUAUAUAUUGGAUUUUCGAAAAGGACUGCCUCACCAAUUGAGGAUUUAAAAAGAAAAACUAAAAAUUUUUGAUUAUUCAGUUUUGCCUUCUAUUGUCAGAUUGAUGAAUUCAAAGACCCAUUUAUAACUUAAUUUGGUCUCUUAAUAAUAUUGAAAUUCAUUGACUGAAUUAAUUGAAAGUGGUAGAUGAAAAAAUAGUAGGUGCAGUUGUGUACAUUACAGUGCCUCUUGGUACAGCAAUCACUGGCACAUUGGAUACAAGAUACUGUGUAACAAAACUAUUGAAAAAAAGAUUUUUUUUGUUGAUAAUACAAGUCAAAGAUAGUCCCAAGAGGAUAAAACUAAUUUAAAAGCAGGUAAACUGACUCUGAAAUGACUAUCCCAAACUUGUAUAAGAGAUGAUGGUAUGCAUGGACAACCUGUAAAUAUGUCUUGUAUAAAUUUUUAUUGUAAUUACGUGAAACAGAGUUAAUACAUUUUUAAAUUGUCAUUUUUUUUUUUUUUUUUUUUUUUUUACAGUGGGCUAGUCUAUGCUAUAGGCUGGCUGACUCACUCCUUAUCACUUCAGCAUUGCACUUGAGCUUCAGAGUUUUCAUGAGCAGAAGAAUGUAAGAUUUCAAAGUAUUAUUGUUCAAGCUACAGUAUCUACCUAUGUUCACUGAUGAAUAUUGAAAGUUAUUCCCUUCUAUUAUAUAUAUACUGUGUUAUGUUUCUGCAAAGAAUGGGAAGACAGGAGCUUGGUACAGACCUGUCUUGAAUAGUUUGUAUGGAUGUUUGUUUAAAGAAAUAGAAUACUGUACAGUAUGUUUGUUUGGGGGGAGCAGGGAGGGGGUGCAAAUGUAGGCCUGGCACCAAGGCAGUGUUGAGGGGAAGUGUGUCAUUAUCAAGUUGCUAUGUACUGUAUAUAGGAUCAUGUUAUUUUACAUAAGUGUAAUGUACAAGAUUAGUUAAGUUUCUUUGAAUUAAGUGUUAGCUAUGUAAAUACUGUGAACAUUGCAGAGCAGGCAUUCUUGAAAAACUUUGUUUUUUUUCUAAGAUGUGUUUCUUUUAUAAAAGUACCUGUAUUUUUUAAAGCAAAAUGUAUUAUUGAAUGGUCAAAACAAAUAAAAAUAUAGUUUUUUUAAAUAAAUUUUUAAUUUCCUUUAUAGAAAAAAAGGUGAAAAGAAAAGGUUGAGGUCUUAUUAGCGAAUGCCUGCCACAAUGUAUCACACUUGUAGAGUCAAUCAAUAAAUCCUACACUAACUGGACGUCGUCUG
Procambarus clarkii (red swamp crayfish) is the source of this 10220-nucleotide messenger RNA. The record is from RefSeq and is a predicted model, not a curated record. NCBI's taxonomy places the organism in Eukaryota, Metazoa, Arthropoda, Malacostraca, Decapoda, Cambaridae.